GCCGUUUCUCCCAUCAUCAUCCAUCAUGUAUCACCUCUUAAAAGGUUUCCAUGAGUACUUGACGAGGAAAGAAGAAUUUUCAGUAAUCAUCAUCGGCCUUGAUGGUGCUGGCAAAACCACACUUCUGGAGAAAAUAAAGACUCUAUAUAACGAGACUCCUGGGCUUGACCCGUCCAAGAUUGGCCCGACUGUGGGGCAAAAUACGGGUAAAAUAUCUCUCCCAUCCAGUAUCAUAAACUUCUUUGACCUCGGAGGGCAACGCGGUAUUCGGUCCAUCUGGCACAGAUAUUAUGACGACUGUCACGCCGUGGCGUACGUUAUUGAUGCGCAAGACCGAGAGAGGCUCAGUGAGGGCUGGGAAGUCUUUGACACAGUUCUCUCCUCCCCCCAAACGCUUAACAUCCCCCUCCUACUCCUCGCAAACAAACAAGAUUCCCCUUCAAGCCUCAGUGUUUCAGAGAUAAGGCAGGAUUAUGAGGAUUGGGAUCAGAGGAGGAGGGAGAGCGCGAGGAGGAGGUUUGGCGAAGAUGAGGAUGCAGAAAUGGAGAGGAAACGCGAGAGGAUUGCUAGUUUGGAUGUUUUGGGAGUUUCGGCGCUUGAUGGAGCUGGCGUUCGUGAGGCUGUGGAUUGGUUGUUCUUGCGUGUACAAAAUAGUAGACGUGACUUGGUGGAUCGGUAGCAAGGCUUUGAGGGUCAGUAUGGUGGUGUCAUCUGCCUGUGUACUUGUAUGUAGGGGUUACGCGUCAACCGACUUAUCGAGUGCGAACUUUACACGAUGAUUGAUGUGGUAGCACUACCAGGUUAUUGAUUGUUGACUUGAUUCACAGAUAC
Molecule: messenger RNA, 831 nt
Organism: Suillus bovinus
Lineage: Eukaryota; Fungi; Basidiomycota; Agaricomycetes; Boletales; Suillaceae
Product: P-loop containing nucleoside triphosphate hydrolase protein
Exons: 7
Coding region: 26-679 (217 amino acids)
Biological process (GO): intracellular protein transport; protein localization to organelle; Golgi to plasma membrane protein transport
Cellular component (GO): Golgi apparatus
Molecular function (GO): GTP binding; GTPase activity
Source: RefSeq, a predicted model, not a curated record